Cydia splendana is the source of this 1662-nucleotide messenger RNA. Its product is annotated as reticulon-4-interacting protein 1, mitochondrial-like. The transcript has 13 exons. Gene Ontology annotation, molecular function: oxidoreductase activity. Gene Ontology annotation, cellular component: mitochondrion. The record is from RefSeq and is a predicted model, not a curated record. NCBI's taxonomy places the organism in Eukaryota, Metazoa, Arthropoda, Insecta, Lepidoptera, Tortricidae. The coding region runs from base 86 to 1546 and encodes 486 amino acids.
CAGCUGUCAAAAACACGAAAAGGAAAACACAGUGGGGGUUAUGUUUGUUUAAGGCAGACCCUCCGUCAUCCCGUGGUGCCGUAUUAUGGACGAACUGAAGCUGAAAGCUGGAGAAAAGAUCGGUGCUUUACACGAAGCAGCAAAAUCAGCAGCGGGUAAUGGCCGGUCCCGGGUCGAGGAUGCUGUCAACCACACUGUCGAGGUCCUUAACAAGAUCCGCGAAGCAUUCAACGACAUCUGGCACCACGAGCUGAUAGCGGAGGGCCGGGACCGCAUCGCGGCCUGGACGAGAGACGCGGCCCAGCGGAUCAGAGACGGCACACCCCCUCUUUCUCCCGUUCUUCUGUAUGAGGAGUUGGUGGCGCUGUUUACAGAUCGAGUAUGGCGUCGCAGUAUGGUGAUAUUUGCUUGCGGCCUGGCGCUGGGUGGGGGCUGCGGGCUGGCCGUAGGGCUCCGCUGCGCGACCCACGUGCCCAGCGGGCCGCAUGCGCGCGCAUUACACGCGCAGAACGACCAGAGCGUCAUACUCGUUGAAGAUGCCACAGCGCCGGCGGCGGGCGCGGGUGAGGUGCUGAUACGCGUGCAAGCAUUCAGCGUGUGUCCGUGUGAUCGGGCGACAUUGCGAGGGCGCGGCGCGGUGUUGCGCGCGCUCUGCGGCCGGAGCCAGCCCGUCGUCGGUCGAGGGUUCGCAGGAGUGGUGCUCGACGUUGGAUAUGGCGUGGGGCACUUAGAGCUAGGUGACGAGGUGUGGGGCUGCGUCAGCGAAUGGAGCGGCGGCGCGGCCACCGAACUACUUACGAUACGCAGUACUCGAGUCAGCAAGCGGCCGCACGGCCUCGCAGCGGAUGCGGCGGCCUCGCUGCCGUGGGCCGGAGCCCUCGCCCUGCGCGCCCUUGAACGGCUGCGCUGUACAUCGGAAUGUAAGGGGAAACGCAUGGUGAUAUGCGGUGCGGCGAGCGGCGAGGGCUGCGCGCUAAUACAACUGCUGACUGCUCGAGGCGCACAUGUCUCUGUUCUAGCCCCCAGGAGAGCUAGGAACGCUUUACAGAAUCUGGGAGCGCAUGAAUACGUGGAGCUAGACGCCAACAACCACAGCUCGGCGUCCUGGGCGUCGCUCGCGCAGUACGGCGGCCGCGCGGGCCCGUGGGACGGCGUGCUGGCGUGCGCCGGCGCCGGCGCGCCCGCGGCGGACUGCUCGCCGGCCAGGGCUGCGCUCAAAGCGACAGCUGCGCGCGACGCAGUGGUGGAGCUCCGCCCCACCCCUCUGAUCACGGACCGGCUGCCCACCCCCUUGUCGGUCAUGUUCGCUGCGACCUUCUAUACGUUCAGGGUUUUCAGGUGGGUGCUCGGUUGUGGGACGCACACGGACUGGCUAGAAGAGAAGCAGAGGCUAUCGGGUGGUCUGACAUCUCUGGCUACACUAGUGAAUGAGGGCACACUGCGCCCUGUACUGGAUAAGGUAUACUUGCCACAGGACUUCGAGACUGCCCUGGCACACGCGUGCAGCGACGAGGCCCUAGGCACAACAGUCAUCAGGUUCCCUUAGAACCGUAUCCUGAUACUUGAAUACAGCUGAUACUUGAAUACCACGGAACGCACACAUACAUAGGUUGACCGGUUCGUUGCGUCUUCCAUUUUCGAAAACUUUUGGCUGUGGCGGGA